This is a messenger RNA of Dermatophagoides farinae (American house dust mite), 1894 nucleotides long. RefSeq lists its product as uncharacterized. The record is from RefSeq and is a predicted model, not a curated record. Gene Ontology annotation, cellular component: extracellular region. NCBI's taxonomy places the organism in Eukaryota, Metazoa, Arthropoda, Arachnida, Sarcoptiformes, Pyroglyphidae.
CGAUUUUUUAAAUUAAAAAUGAACAACAAUCGAUGCCUACGAAUAGCGAAUGGAAAAAAACGAAGAUAAUGGUGAAGAGAAACGUUUUCGUGAAUAUUAUGAACAGGAUGGAACGAAAGUAAUAGAAACGAUAACAUUAUGUCGAAUACCACCCAAAGGUGGUCUUUUCUCUGGAACGAAUUUACUGGAAGUGGAUUCCAAUUUCUAUCACCAAGUAUUGGAUUAUACGAAUGAAUUACGAGCCAAACAUCAGGCACCACCAUUAUCGUUGUUUAAAGAUCUGAAUAAAUUUGCACAGGAAUGGGCCAAUCAUCUGGCCAAACUGAAUCAAUGUAUUCAUCGUGAUCAGACCAAAUAUGGAGAGAAUAUCUAUUAUAAAUAUCAAUAUAGUAAGAUUACACUGAAUGGAUAUGAACCGGUUCAAUCAUGGUAUGAUGAAAUCGAAGAUUAUUAUCCAUUCUUCGGUAAAGAUCCACCCAAGUCAAUUUUCAAUAAGGUGGGACAUUUCACCAAUCUUGUCUGGAAGGAAACUCAACGUAUGGGUGUUGGUUAUGCCAAAGGAACCAAUACGGUCUAUGUUGUCGCCAAUUAUGAUCCACCCGGUAAUCUAUUCACAGCAUUCAAAGAUAAUGUAUUACCACCUUUGGUCACCGAAACGAUCACAUCGAGUCGAAUAUCAACAGCUCUUAUCUCUCAAUUAUCGAUGGCAGCACGAAGCAUUCUGGAAGUGGAUCAAAAUUUCAAUCAACAAGUUCUCGAAUAUACUAAUGAUCUUCGUGCCAAACAUCAAGUGCCUAAAUUAACAUUACAUCCUACAUUGAAUAAAUAUGCACAAGAUUGGGCCGAUCAUUUGGCUAAAAUCAACAAAUCUGUGCCUAGAGAACAGAGUAAAUUUGGUGAAAAUCUUUUCACUAAAAGUCAUGAUGCAAAAAUCACAUUGAACGGUAUCGAAACUGUGCAAUCAUGGUAUAACGAAAUUGAAGAAUAUUUCCCUUAUUUCGGUAAAGAACCACCGAAAACAUUGUAUCCGAAAAUCAUUAAUUUUGCCAAUCUACUAUGGAAAGAUACAAAACGUAUGGGCGUCGGUUUUGCAAAAGGUACGAAUACUGUAUAUGUUGUUUGUUAUUUUGAUCCACGUGGUGCCAUACCGGAUACGUUCAAAGAUCAAAUUUUGCCAUCAAAAGAAGUGGAAUGUAGUACCACUUGUCGUAUUGCUCCCAAAGAAGAUUUUAAAUUGGCACCGACAAACGUUCUAGAAGUUGAUCCAAAAUUCUAUCAACAAUUUCUUGAUUAUACAAAUGAAUUGCGAGCAAAACAUCAGGCACCACCAUUAUCAAUCUACAAGGAUCUUCAACGUUAUGCACAAGAAUGGGCCAUACAUCUAGCUAAAAUCAAUCAAUGUAUUCCACGUGAAAAUAGUAAAUUUGGAGAAAAUCUUUUUUAUAAAAGUCAUUAUAGUAAAAUCACACUGAACGGUUUCGAACCGGUACAAUCAUGGUACAAUGAAAUCGAGGAGUAUUAUCCACAUUUCGGUAAGGACCCACCAAAAACAAUAUUUGCAAAAAUUGGACAUUUCACUAAUCUUGUCUGGAAACAAACCAAACGUUUGGGCGUUGGCUAUGCUAAAAGUGCUAAUACAGUAUAUGUUGUUUGUAAUUAUGAUCCACCGGGUAAUAUUUUCAAUCUAUUCAAGGAUAAUGUAUUGCCACCAUUGCCUGGAAGUGACCAAAAAGAAAAGUCCCAACAAUCAAAUAAAACACAUGGCCAGCAACAAAAUCAACCAAAAACGAUUUCGGGACCACCGUCAACACCAGCCCAUCCAUGAAAAUAUUGAAGCUUUUAUUUUCAUCACAUUUUUGUAGUUGUUGUGUUAAAUAUAUUCAAAUUAAAUGAA